CUUACUGUGAGCUUUGUGGCGUUUGAAGUUUAACUUAACCUAUGAUUUUUCUUUUGUUUGUCUAAGCAAUUGUGUACUUGUUUUUGCGAUUGUUUUAAAUAAUAAUCGCAAUGUCUUCACAUAUUAUGUGUGUAACAUCAGGAGGAGGUCUACCGAUAUUCGCAAGACACAAAGGAUCAGGCGAAAAUUUACCAUUUAGUACAGUUGGUUCAUUAAAUGGAGUGCAUAUGUUUGGGAAAACACAAAAACUUGAAUUAUUGAAUACUACAAGUGAGGAUCAUGUAAUCACAUGGAAAGAAUAUUAUGAUAGUUUGGUAUUUAUUGGGAUAAGUACUGGUUGUACAAUAUCAGUAUUAAGAAAAGCAAUUGAGUGUGCAAUGCAAGCAAUCAUUUUGAUUGUUGGUAUUGAUGAAGUGAAAAGUCAAAGAAACAUUGAUAGACUGAAAAGGGAAUUAAGGGUUUGCUACCCCUUGAUUGAUAGAAUUCUUGAUUCUAUUGACUCUGGUGAUAAUCAAAAUCAACAUCCUUCAGAUUUAAUUGACUUGGUGGAAGUAAUAAUGACACCAGAAAAUCAUUUGAUACAGAUUGUAUUAGAUUCAUAUACUGAAUGUGUUGAUUCUGUGUAUUGUUGUGUGUUGAUUAAUGGUAAGAUUGCUGCUGCCACUGAAGACUGGUGGAGUUUGCAUCCAAUUGAACUUAAAUUGCUUGCAAAUUUGGCUACUAUUGAAAAUACUAUGACAUCAAAAGACAUUCCUGUGUUUUUACCUUACAAAAGUCCAAAUGUUGCAUUUCGAUUCGUUGCGGUUACGAUAAGUCCCGACAUUCAAGUAUGCAACCUGUGUGGCCCUACUCCAGCGUUAGAAGACAUUGAGCAUUCUGCCGCGCAAUGUUUCAAGUCGAAUCUGGACGUGCUUGAAGCUGCAGCUGAGUGUCAUCCCCGUAAUUUUCCAGAUUCGCCGGAUUGGGUCCUCGACUCUAAUAUAUUAGGUUUGCUGAUGAUCAAUGUAAAGUUUGGUAAGUUCAUGAUGUCAAAACUGGUUCCACAAGCGUCAAAAAAGUCGGCGUCAUCGCAUCGUCUUGAUAUUCUCCGCACAUUUUACUACCAAACAAUUUCUGAUCAUUUCCUUGCGAACGCCAAUACGGAAUCGGUAAAAGAUAAUCAGUUAACGCAGACUGAAGCCACUGAAACUUAUUGGUGUUCGGAAUAUCACAAAUGUCACGCGCUCAAAUCAAACGACAUUAUUCUCUGCGUACUUUACAAUUCCAACGUUCUCAUUCCUAUGAUGCGUUCACUAACGCAAAAUACACUGAAAGUAUUCUUGGGUAGUGAUAAACAAACUUGUUUUUAAGAUAAGACUUAGUUUUGAUAAAAGAUUUUUACUGA
This is a messenger RNA of Dalotia coriaria, 1384 nucleotides long. It is a transcript of the gene fy, whose product is annotated as fuzzy planar cell polarity protein-like protein. The transcript is spliced from 7 exons. The record is from RefSeq and is a predicted model, not a curated record. Gene Ontology annotation, biological process: non-motile cilium assembly; vesicle-mediated transport. The coding region runs from base 111 to 1349 and encodes 412 amino acids. NCBI's taxonomy places the organism in Eukaryota, Metazoa, Arthropoda, Insecta, Coleoptera, Staphylinidae.